This is a messenger RNA of Rhodamnia argentea, 1108 nucleotides long. RefSeq lists its product as uncharacterized. Lineage: Eukaryota; Viridiplantae; Streptophyta; Magnoliopsida; Myrtales; Myrtaceae. Bases 229 to 756 code for a protein of 175 amino acids. The record is from RefSeq and is a predicted model, not a curated record. The transcript is spliced from 7 exons.
ACAGACAGACAGACACGAGUCUUGCGUAUGUUCCGUCUCCAAACCGAUUUUACCUCGUCCAUUGAAGAACGGAGGUGUUUGGUUUCUCUUCACAUCCCUUCCGGCGGGCAGUUUUCUCGUUCCUCUGUAUUCGAUCUUUUGCCAUAACGAAGUGGUUUAUAUUCUUCUUUGUAUUCUUUCCUUGAGUGAACACGAGUUAGCUGAAGUUGGACCACAAAGUAGCCAGCCAUGGAUGUUGAUUCAAAGCCUAUGAUGGAGGAGACAAUAUUAGUCGGUGAUGACUUGAUGAUGGGACCUCCUUCACCCCUUAUCCCACCAGAAAUUGCCUCUCAUGUGCUUGAAGGUGUUGAAUUGUGUGAUGGCAUUCUGAGAAAUCUGUUUCUGUGCUUGCAAUUAAAUGAUAUUGAGCCCUUUUGUCAAGAUGAGAUUGCUUUGUAUCGAGAAUGCGCAGACAAGAGGGACAAGGAAUUGAGACAGAGGCUUCAAGAUAGCGAGCACAAAUUGGGAUUGUCAAUGCCAUUUGACAUGGCCAAGGAAAGAGCUGAUCAGCUUCAAUCAGAAGUCACGUCUUUAGAGAGGCGUCUAAUUCUUGCUAGUGGAGUCGAAGGCAUGGAAGGAUUUCGCCAGAGAUGGAGUCUGCAUGGUCGCCUUACAGAUACAAAGCGAAGAUUGGAGUCUCUAAACGAGGGGAUUGAUAAUAGAAAGAAGGACGAGCCUGUUGAAAGAGCACCAUCCAAGAGAUGGUUCUUUUGGUGAAGAUCGAUGGUCUGUUUUGCACAGAAUCACCACGGGAUGGUACUGGAUAUAGCCCUUGCUCCAGUAGCUUGUAGAGACUCUCUCUCCUUGGCCUCUUCCAAUUUCAAGAUAAAUGGGGUUGUAGACAUUUUGGUGAUAUGCCAGUGAUAUUGUGAGGCAAUGUAGUGGCUGUUCUUAAUGGUUUGUCUAUGUAGUAGAUGUGGAAUAAGAUCGUGAACCGAAAUAUAGAAGUUGUGGAUGGUUUGACAUAGUGGACUUGGCUAAAUAUCCUCGGGGCAACCAAAUUAUGGCCUCGUUAUCUGAGGCAUGCAUGUUCCUCCUGAAGCUUGACAAGUUGCCCUCGAUCGACCCA